UUCUCAAGUGCGAGAGCUUCCCUCCGCGAUCCUCGGCUUUCUCGCGUCGACGUCUCUACCCGUCGCCUUAUCUCCUGCGCGCCCGCAGCCAGAGAUAGUAAUCGCCCGGACUUCGUAACCGCGAACCACCGCCGACCAGACUCACGCCGCCUUUCGUAGCCUCAGUCGUCACUGCAUUAGUUUAGCACACCCGGCGGCAGGCCCGCCCGCCGGCGCCGUCACUGAGUGACAGAUCCGUACAAGGAAUCAAGGCUGGCUUCCAUACCCCGCUGCGGAAGGACGCUCGCCAUGCGACGCCCUAUCGGCGGCGCGGACGGCGCCGGAAGCCGGCGCGGGCUCGGCGCGCUGUUCAUGCUGACGUGUCUUGCCGCGGUUUCCCCCCGUCCGCAGCCGCGUCCCUUUACGCCGCCUCCCAAGUGCAAGUCCUCCUGGAAUUCCAAGCGGGCGUGGGGCGGACUUUCGCCGGGUGGGGUGGCUGGGGGGAACUGCAGCACUGCCGCGCAUGUGACAUGCGACAGCCAGGGAAUGAUCACCAGCAUGGUCUACAUUCUCAAGGAUUAGACGGGUACAUCCCAUCUACUAUCGGCAGCAUGGUUGGCCUGACUUACCUGGAUCUGGGUUACAAUGCCCUGAUUGGAUCUAUUCCAUCUACCAUUGGCAACAUGAGCAGCCUCACCUACCUGGGAUCUUAGAAGCAAUUUGUUGACUAAUUCUAUUCCAUCUGCAACCAGCAGCAUGAGCAGCCUCUCAUUUCUUAACCCAUGGAACCCCUGCUCUGCACACACCAUUAGGGAUCUGGCCAACAAUGGCUUGACUGGGUCUAUUGAAUCUACCAUCAGCAACAUGAGCAGCCUCAGUUACCUGAAUCUCAGAGAAAACGCUUUGACUGGGUCUAUUCCAUCUACCAUCGGUAACAUGCGCAGCCUCACUUACCUGAGUCUAAGCUCGAACUUAAUCUCGCAGGACAUCCCACAGUCCUUUGCGAGCCUCAUCAACUUGAGAACAUUUGAUGUCAGCGAAACCAAUCUCACUGGCCAGCUCCCUCCAACAAUGGGCAGCCUUACCAGUCUUGUAGACCUGGGCAUAUCUGGAACUGCAAUCACAUGCCCACCUGACAACAGCAGCUGUGUGGUUCCGCAGACACCUUCAAGCGCUUUCUGCCGGAGAUGCUUCUCCUUCUGCUCCACAUGUGCUGGGCCAGCACCACCUCCUGCCGCUUCCUCCGAGUCUGGAGGAGGCCUUUCAGUAGAAGCCAUAGCUGGCAUUGCUGCUGGUGGCAGUGUGGCUAUCCUCGCACUGCUGCUGCUGGGCUGGUGCUGUACAAGCAAUGGCGCAUCAUAAGGGCAAGGGCCGCAGCAAAGGGAUGUGGAGGAACGAAUGUGGAUGGGGAGAACUUGGCACCAAAAAAUGCA
Closterium sp. NIES-67 is the source of this 1412-nucleotide messenger RNA. NCBI's taxonomy places the organism in Eukaryota, Viridiplantae, Streptophyta, Zygnematophyceae, Desmidiales, Closteriaceae. The record is from the annotation of a GenBank genome assembly.